Setaria italica (foxtail millet) is the source of this 318-nucleotide messenger RNA. RefSeq names its product spidroin-1-like. The record is from RefSeq and is a predicted model, not a curated record. The transcript has a single exon. NCBI's taxonomy places the organism in Eukaryota, Viridiplantae, Streptophyta, Magnoliopsida, Poales, Poaceae. The coding region runs from base 1 to 318 and encodes 105 amino acids.
AUGGAGGAGGCAGGGGCCGUGCCCGGCGGUGGUUUAGGGGAACGCCGCCACGGCGCGCCCGGCAGCAGGCACGAGGGGGCCGCGGCGGUGGCCUCGGAGGCGGCGGGGCACGAGGGAGCUGCGGCGGUCGCGACCGAUCCACGAGGGCCCCCGAUAGGCAUGCAACAGGAAGGAGAUAGGGAGCAAGGGGUGCGCGGGGUGCCGGCGGCCGCAGGCAAUAAGAAGGAGACAGGGAACAAGGGGCGCGCGGGGUGCCAGCGGCUGCAGGAAGGCGGCGGGGCGCGUGCGGUUCUUGCGGGCAGCGGCGGCGGGGGUUAG